Abrus precatorius (Indian licorice) is the source of this 1910-nucleotide messenger RNA. RefSeq names its product scopoletin glucosyltransferase-like. Gene Ontology annotation, molecular function: UDP-glycosyltransferase activity. The record is from RefSeq and is a predicted model, not a curated record. NCBI's taxonomy places the organism in Eukaryota, Viridiplantae, Streptophyta, Magnoliopsida, Fabales, Fabaceae. Bases 37 to 1743 code for a protein of 568 amino acids. The transcript has a single exon.
GGUCGUUUGUUAUUUAUUUUAAAAGGAUAGUACAGGAUGCCAAGUCUCAUUCAAUUUAGAAGUUUCCUAUCGAACGACUUUUUUAAGAACCAGUCCAGAAUUCAAAGCCGCGUGUUAGAAAAUCUUCAUUGCCAACAUGCUGACGCAAGGGCCUACGAAUUCUGCCUGCAUCCCCACGCAAGUCACUUUCUUUCUCUGCACAAGAGUUCGCCACUGCCAAACUCUUUUUCCAUACUCAAGGGUCGCACAUAUUUGUUGAAGGCAGCAAACACAGUAUCCAACAGUGGAGUGAGGAACAUGGAUGGGCAACUACACAUAUUGUUUUUGCCGUUCCCGGGUCUUGGGCACAUGAUACCUAUGAGUGAUAUGGCGAAAGUAUUCAGAGCGAGAGGGGUGAGGGCAACCAUAGUGACCACUCCAAUGAAUGAAGCUACGAUCUGUGGGAGCACAAGGAAAGGCGUUGACUCGGAGUCAGAGUCAGAGAUAGAAAUACGAACCAUAAAAUUCCCCUGUGCGGAGGCUGGCUUGCCGGAGGGAUGCGAAAACACUGAAUCAAUCCCCUCCCCAGCCAUGGUACCCGCCUUCUUCAAGGCAACAACAAUGCUACAAACCCCUUUCGAACACUUGCUCCUUCAUCUUCAACCCCCUCCACAUUGCAUCAUUACCAGUGCUUUCUUCCCUUGGGCAACUCACUCUGCCGCCAAGCUCAACAUCCCAAGGCUCGUCUUUUAUGGCACCGGUGCGUUCCCAUUAUGUGCUUCGGAAUGCGUUCGACUCUACCAGCCUCAGAAGAACGUUUCUUCCGAUUCGGAACCCUUCGUUAUUCCUCAUCUUCCCGGACAGAUCAAAAUGACCCGGAUGGCUUUGCCCGAUUACGCUAAAACCGACGACCCCGACUCUGACUUCGCAAGAUUAGUGGAGGCAAUCAAGGAAUCCGUGGCAACAAGCUUGGGAGUGGUUUUUAACAGCUUUUACGAACUGGAGCAGGUCUACGCAGAUUAUUACAGGGAUAUAUUGGGAAGGGAAGCGUGGUUCAUAGGUCCACUUUCUCUCUGCAACGAAGAGAAAGAUAAAGGCAAGAGAGGAAAGGAAGCUUCAAUCGACCAAGUAGAGAUUUUGAAGUGGCUAGACUCCAAGAAACCCAAUUCUGUGGUUUACGUUUGCUUUGGAAGCAUAGCAAACUUCAGCGAAAGUCAACUGAGAGAAAUAGCGAUUGGAUUGGAGGCAUCGGGGCAACACUUCAUAUGGGUUGUGAGGAGAAGCGACAAGGAGUGGAUUCCUGAGGGGUUUGAGAGAAGAAUGGAAGGAAGGGGAAUGAUUAUAAGGGGUUGGGCCCCACAAGUGUUGAUUCUGGAGCAUGAAGCUGUUGGAGGGUUUGUGACGCACUGCGGAUGGAAUUCAACGCUUGAAGGAGUGGCGGCGGGUGUAGCCAUGGUCACUUGGCCUGUCUCUGCAGAGCAAUUCUAUAAUGAAAAGUUUGUCACUGAAUUGCUUCAAACAGGGGUCCCUGUGGGUGCUCAAAAAUGGGCCAGAUUUGUCGGAGAUAGCAUAAGCAGCCACGCUCUUGAGAAGGCUGUGAUUCGUAUUAUGGUUGGGGAAGAAGCUGAGGGCAUGAGAAUCAGAGCACACAAACUUGCUCGAAUGGCAAGGAUCGCUGUUCAACCCAAUGGCUCCUCUUACUUUCACUUGACUGCUUUGAUACAACACCUUCGCUCUUGUUCCGUCCCAUUCCCAUCAACCUAAAUACUUUCUGUUAAAUGCAAUCCAAUUGUAUUUCUGUAUUACUCAUCAUCGUAUUGUUGUUUGCCAUUUGCCCAAGCAACACUCAACACUGCCAAUUUCUGCAUGUGUUUUACUUUUACUAGUUUCUAUGAGCAACUCAACUCGUCUAAUACAACGCGUCACUAAAA